Messenger RNA from Zygosaccharomyces rouxii, 645 nucleotides. RefSeq lists its product as uncharacterized. The record is from RefSeq and is a predicted model, not a curated record. Bases 1 to 645 code for a protein of 214 amino acids. The transcript has a single exon. Lineage: Eukaryota; Fungi; Ascomycota; Saccharomycetes; Saccharomycetales; Saccharomycetaceae.
AUGCAGGAGGUACUUUUUAAGGAACAUCAAUAUAUUCAAAGGGGAAAGUCCUUGAAACGUUACAUUUCCAAAUUACGAAAUGUGCUAAAGAAUAAUAGACUCGCUGGUAAGGCCAAGAAGGACCUAGAAGUAAGGUCUCAAAAGAAAGAGAAACCAAAAAGAAACAGCUUAAGUAGUAAGCGCAAAAGGUCUCUUACAAGCGCUAAUAACACUAAUAAUAUUACCCCUACACGGAAGGAAACUCAAUCUGCAAAGAAGCAAGACUCACCUAAAUGGAAGAGACAAAAAAGAACUAGCAGGGAUCGAGGUAGAACAAGUAGUAAGAAACGACGUGAUCCGCAUGGAAACUGCGAUUUGUUAGCAUCAGAACAAUCAGAGAAUCCACAUAAUCAUGCCGACUCUCCUCUCUCCCGACGUUCAAAGAAUUCCAAAUCGUAUAAUAGGAGAAAACAUUCGAAAGAAGCAAAGAAUUUAACACUUGAUGAUAUCCAAGAGCAUCCAAUGCUACAACAAGAACUCGUAGCUAAUAUUAAUGGCAGCUAUAUUCAAUUCCAUCUCGUUAGCGUAGAUCCCAAACUUCUUCUUCAAGGACCGCCAGUAAUCACUACGGAACCUAUGCCUUCACUCAUUUGGCCUUAUGAUUAA